Molecule: messenger RNA, 1864 nt
Organism: Mercenaria mercenaria
Lineage: Eukaryota; Metazoa; Mollusca; Bivalvia; Venerida; Veneridae
Exons: 5
Coding region: 143-1717 (524 amino acids)
Molecular function (GO): protein binding
Source: RefSeq, a predicted model, not a curated record
AUAUCCCUUGCGAUUAGUAAACACAUUGUGACAGGUAGAAAUUAAUUUCAUUGGCUGGUCUAGAUGUAUCAGCCAAUGACGAUACAAUAGGAUUCUCCCAAUUUGAAGUUGACAGGAAUGCACGACAGAUGAAUCUAGUACGAUGGAGGGUGUACAAAGUUUUCUGUCAAGGCUAGAUUUAGCUGAACAUGCGGAAAUGUUUAUGACAAAAGGGUUCGAUACAGAGGACGACCUUACUUACCUAGUAGAAGAAGAUCUGGACUCCAUGUACAUCACUGAUCAGAAGGCCAGGCAAAAAAUUCUGCAGGCCGCACCCCACUACAAGCCGAGUAAAGAAUACAUUUUGUACGACUGGUUGAGAGGGAAAGGACUUGACCAUUAUUUCGUGAGUUUCAUACAAAGUGAACUCGUUGACCUUGUUGAUAUUGCCCGACUGAACCUUCCAGACGAGCAGCUGUAUGACGAACUAGAAAUAACUCUGCCAGGACACAAAAGGAGACUUGAGAGAGCAGUUCGUAGUUUGGCAAAGAAACACAAAACGUCAUUACCGUCAUUCGUCAAGUGUUCAGCUGAUGUUGGAAAACCGGAAGCUGGAGAAAUUACACCAGUUUCCUCACUAGAAAAUGAACUUCCGGUAGCGUACGGAAGAUGGGGUAAACCUCGCUGCCUAGUGGAUGCAAAGUACGACUUUCUCAUCCUUGAUGCAACAGUGGUGUCUACAAAUGAUCCUAGAGAUAGGGUUCAUAUAGAAUUCAUGGUAGACUCUGGAAGUGACGUGGUAACUUUACGACAGGAAGUGCUAGAUACCAUGGACCUUGAACUGAUCGGUCCGAUAAACAGCAAAGGAGUGCACGGAUCAAAAGUCAAAAAUUUGUACCGAGCAAAUAUACUGAUUGGUAACCAGGCCAUUGAAAUCGAGGUUAUGGGAGAAUCCUACGAUUCUAUUGGCAGUAGAGUUAUACGACAUUUCCGUCAUUAUAUAAAUGGAACAAGCCAUAUUUGGUUAAGGGGAGACUUUAUAGAUCCAACAUUACCUCAUAAAACAAAUAUUCCGGAAACUGAGGACAUUACAACACCUGUUCACCCUACUCAAGUUGAUACGUCCAUUUCCCCAGUCCAAGAAACGAUGCAAGUAGAGGAUGUACAAACUCCUAUAGACGAAAAACAUACCGAAAUAUUAGCUGGUCCUGAAGAAAGUGCAGAGGGAAUUAGUGGUAUGGAACAAGAACUAGAUAAAAGUUCACAAAUUCAGAAAGACUUUGUUAAGGUAGAUGCUGAUAUAAGAGAUCAAAAACCUGAAGAAAUUAUUACUGAAAUUUUAGGGAAGAAAAUUGAUUUUGAAUUUGCAAAAGCGGAUGGAGUAGUUAGAGUUGAAGAUAAUGAUAAAGACAAAGCUGAUGAAACUGAUAAAAUCCUCUGUAAAGAAGAUGAAAUCAUUGACAUCCGGCCAAUAAUUGCAGCAAAUAGGAAACGGCAUGCCAGUAAUACGGCAGGAGUUGAACCAGAAGAAGGCAUUGUUCAAAUGAAUGGACGACUGAUGAAAAAGAAGAAGAAAUUUUUGCAAAGUGAUUCUAAUGUUAUAGAAACUAUUUCUGAUCAUAUAAAUGGAGCUUGUCACAUAGGAAAAUCGGGUAGGGAGACAUUAAGAACAGUGCUAAAUCAAAGAUCGGUUUACUAUAGGUCUCAGGUGAAAAUGGAUCCAAUGGAGAUAAGCUGACACACAAGCUGCCUUAAAUGGCUUGUAGAUCCAUUGCAGAACGAGAGAUAGCUAUUUUUGAUCGCAAGAAAUGACGCAGAUAUAACUAGUAAUAAUUCUUUAAAUGUAUCGAAUAUAUAGUUAUCAAGCAAUAUAUGAAUUCGAGGU